GACAGCGUAACAGGCGAGAGUCCGCAUGCUUAGCCGGUUGUAGCGGAUUAUUUCGCCUUAAACUUUAUAAUUAUUGCAUGUGAACUUCCUGAACUGACAGACCCGUCUUCUGUUUUUGAACUUUGGACUCUUACGAAGACUUUCCUUGAAACUGACUCUUAAUAUCAUCAAACUCCGGUUUCGUUCGCCCACAACACAUCCGCCACGGGAGAGAAACGGCCCAGAGAGCAAGACAUGUGGAGCCACGCCCUUCUGUUCACGCUGCAGGUUCUCACCAUUCCUCCCUCUGUGUUCAGUCAGCGUCCUGUAACGGCUGAACUUCAUCAGGCCGCUACUCUCCACUGCGACCGGAAAUGUUCUGGUUUGGUUAAAUGGACCCGGUUUCAUCUACCAGGUCAUGUUCUGGCUCAGUGUGAUCAGACAUCCUGCAGGUCCGAGAAGGGAUUUAAUAUCUCCCAUGAUCAGUACCUGGAGGGGAAACCAUAUCUCACCAUCGCUGCGGCUGAUUACACUGCGAGAGGGAUAUACACCUGUCAGUGUGAGGGUUCAGAGGUCUGUAACGUGCGUCUCUUCAUUAAGGCUGUGGAGGUGACCCGUGUGGUUACCCCAGGUGAGCCCAUCGACGUGCUCUUACCCCUCAGUGACAUGGAGGUGCGAUUUAGUGCGAGCGACGCUCUACACCCAUCACCCCUGCAGAUCUGCACCGUGGACAACGAGAGGAUGGAGUGCAGUCCAGAGUACAGAGAGAGAGUGUCUCGCAUCAACACGCUCCAGAUUAAAGAUGGGAAUGCGUCCGACAGCGGGAACUACACAGUCCGGGACCGCAUGAACGAUGAGACCAUCGCCGUCGUACAGGUCCAUGUGAGAGCGAAGAAGACGGAUGAUGAAACCUCGCCUCCAGUGAAAGGUGAACAUGUGUACAGCAGCUGGAUUGUCGGACUCGUGUUCUGUGUGGGUUUGGUGAUUGGCGUUCUCCUGUGUCAGUUUGUCUGGCCGUGGAUACUUACAGGCUGGAGUCGUGUCAAGAAACAAGGGCCAAAGAGUCCAGAGUGUGACCACCGUCCUCUGGGGAAGGACCCCGAUCCUCCUGAAACCACCUCGCUGAAUUCUGUAUGAAGUGUCUAAACAGGGAUGAGAAUUUUCUGCGGAUCUGUGGAAUUCCAAGUUUUUCCUGCUGAAAAUGUCAUUUUUGUGAAACGUGUAAAUCCGUUGAAAAAAUUCAACGGGGGGGGUUGGCACGAGGCGAGGCUUGUGGUGGCACAAGCAGGCAGGACCGACCUCCUGCCCGCCCGCCUGCCAGCAUCUUUCGGCAACGCUCAUCGCAAAAUUAGUUGCAGCUGUGAUAACGGAAAUCGUCAUUGCUUUCUUCAAUAUUUAUGCUAACAACAACUCACGACGAUUUCCGGCAACGUUUUCGUUCUAGUUUCAUCUCACUUCUACAAUUCACGGAGAAACAAGCUAUAUGUACAUGGUUUUGAUCACUUCUUAAGUCCUAGUUAUUUUGGUUAGUUUUCAAAGUUACUUCGCCAAUAUGGCGAAAGUUUUGGACCGCAAAAAUGAGGAUCAUGCCACGGAAAUCGAUAAAUCGAAUGGGAUAAAGAACUGUUUCCGAUGGGCAUGACUCGAUAGUAGCGUUACCGUGCAGAUAGAGACACAAACUAUGACGACGUGCCUGACGGAACAUAUCCGAAAAGUGGCCGUGCCGGGAAAGGUUCUGUGUAUUCUGUGCUCAGAUAUGAUCAAUUAUGGAAACAGAGGAGCUAGAAACAUCCAGGAGCACAUCAAAACAAAAAAGCACAAAGGUAAGUUUUACUUAAAUUGUCAAAGAUAGUCAGGAGGAAUCUAAUCUAUCAUUACGGUUACCUCCAUUAUCACUCAUGAUAGAUAUAUAUAUAAUGUCACGGAGUGAGCCGUGACGCUCGCGCGCACACGCACACACCUCUCACGCAAGCGCACAGGCAGCAAUCUGCCGGCAACAUUCAAACAUCUUGGCUGACCUGUUGCUGUGAGUUGCACUUCAUUUCCAUUACUGUUUUCUGUAUGGGUAUUACUGGUUUUCAAGCAUUUCAUACUCCACCGUUUGCCGUAGUUUCUAACGAGAGCAGCAUUUGUUGCGAGUGCAGGGAAAAGCAUUCUAGUAACAUUUGUUUGGCUCCACUCAUAUGUAAAACGCAUCACACAUUUCUGAGCAUUUUCAUCUCCCAUCUGUUAAGCAUCGUCUCUGGUCUAGGAAACACACGUACAAACUGGUUAUUUCUAACGUCAAGUUUAUUUAGUUUUAGCACUUUUAUAACACAAAACAGUUUUCAGUAACUCAUCACGCGAACUCCACAUACUUCCUGUUUGUUGUGAGAAACCGAGGGACUGUACCAUUGGCUUGUUAUGGAGGGGUUUUGCGGGUGUUUGGUAGAACGGACUAUUUUAACGGGGGUGUUUUACUGGUGUUGGGGAAACGUAUUUUACGAUGCACUGAAGGGUUUUUGGUUAAAGAAAAUUAUUUUGGAUGUUUGUAUAUUUUGUGUUUGUUUCUUUAAAUUGUCAUUUUGUGUUUAGGAUGUCAUUAUUUAGUUGAUUGAUUAAUUUUGCAAUAUGGGCUCAGCUGUGGGCGGGGCUGCGGGGAUGAAAGCUCUGCAGUAGCUCCAGAGCCUCAGGUCUGGUUGGAACGUCUUGUUUGAAGGUGCUGUGGUUUGGCUGACUAUGGUGAGGGUCUUUUUAAUUUAGUCUGGCAAACUUGAAACCUCCUUUAUUUUUGUAUUUUCUUAUUUUGUUUGUAUAGUUUUCUUUUUUGGCAAUUUGAACCUUUGGUUGGCGCACUGUAAACAUUUGCACUAUUUUAAGAAAAGUUUUGAAAAUAGAAAAAAUAAAAAAUAUAUUUUUGGAGGAAGAAGUUUUCCGGCUCUCUGUCUGCUCCACCGCCGUCCAU
This is a messenger RNA of Neoarius graeffei (lesser salmon catfish), 2923 nucleotides long. RefSeq lists its product as uncharacterized. The transcript is spliced from 6 exons. NCBI's taxonomy places the organism in Eukaryota, Metazoa, Chordata, Actinopteri, Siluriformes, Ariidae. The record is from RefSeq and is a predicted model, not a curated record. The coding region runs from base 235 to 1116 and encodes 293 amino acids.